CUUCCUCUUCCUAUAAAAUCCGGCGAGCUUGUACGUGUGCGCCGCUUACAAACACGACAUCGCAGCGUUACUCAAUAACGGCCAACUAUUAUAUUUUAAUUUUAUACUUUCUGCUUAAAAUAUGCCCGGAUAUUCAGACAGAGACCGCGGUGGCCGCGACAGAGGAUACAACAGUGGUCCCCCGCGUUUUGGAGGUAGCAGAAAUGGACCCCCUCAAGGAAAGAAGUUUGGGAAUCCAGGUGACCGGCUGAGGAAGAAACACUGGAACCUGGAUGAGCUUCCCAAAUUUGAGAAGAACUUUUACCAAGAGCACCAUGAAGUUUCUCGGCGGACACCUCAAGAAGUUGACAAUUAUAGAAGAAGCAAAGAAAUUACAGUGAAGGGAAGAGAGGUCCCCAAACCCAUUAUGAAGUUCCAUGAAGCAAGUUUCCCAAACUACGUGAUGGAUGUGAUCCACAAACAGAACUGGACUGAACCAACCCCCAUCCAAGGUCAGGGAUGGCCAGUAGCACUAAGUGGUAAAGACAUGGUUGGCAUUGCACAGACUGGAUCUGGGAAAACCCUCUCGUACUUGCUCCCUGCUAUUGUGCACAUAAACCACCAACCAUUCCUGGAACACGGAGAUGGCCCGAUUUGUUUGGUGUUGGCUCCCACUCGUGAACUGGCACAGCAGGUCCAGCAGGUGGCGGCAGACUACGGCAAAGCUUCUCGGCUCAAAUCCACCUGCAUCUACGGAGGAGCUCCCAAGGGACCACAAAUCCGGGAUCUGGAGAGGGGUGUUGAAAUCUGCAUUGCCACUCCUGGUCGCCUCAUCGAUUUCCUGGAGGUUGGAAAGACAAAUCUGCGCAGAUGCACCUAUCUUGUUCUAGAUGAGGCUGACAGGAUGCUGGACAUGGGUUUUGAACCCCAGAUUCGAAAAAUUGUGGACCAAAUUAGACCAGACCGACAGACUCUGAUGUGGAGCGCCACAUGGCCAAAAGAGGUGCGGCAGCUGGCCGAAGACUUUCUUAAAGAGUAUGUGCAGAUCAACGUUGGUGCCCUGCAGCUCAGCGCCAAUCACAACAUCCUACAGAUUGUUGAUGUUUGCAACGAUGGCGAAAAAGAGGACAAGCUGCUGCGCCUUUUGGAGGAAAUCAUGAGUGAAAAGGAGAAUAAGACUAUAAUUUUUGUCGAGACCAAAAGAAGGUGUGAUGAUCUCACCAGGAGAAUGCGCAGGGAUGGGUGGCCUGCGAUGGGUAUCCAUGGAGACAAGAGCCAGCAGGAAAGGGACUGGGUUCUCAAUGAGUUUAAAUUCGGCAAAGCCCCCAUCCUCAUCGCCACAGACGUUGCCUCCAGAGGCCUAGAUGUUGAGGAUGUCAAAUUUGUCAUUAACUAUGACUACCCCAACAAUUCUGAGGACUACAUUCACCGCAUUGGCCGUACGGCUCGCAGCCAGAAAACUGGGACCGCCUACACAUUCUUUACACCAAACAACAUGAAACAGGCACAGGACCUCGUCUCUGUCCUCCGUGAGGCCAAUCAAGCCAUUAACCCCAAACUCAUCCAGAUGGCCGAAGACAGAGGAGGUCGUUCAAGGGGAGGUCGAGGUGGAGGGUUUAGAGAUGACCGUCGUGAUCGCCACACUGGCGGCAGACGGGAUUUCAACAGCUAUAGCCAAGACGGCCGCAACAAUGACUCUUAUGGACAGAAGAAAACGUUUAACAGUAAGCCUCAAAACGGGUCUAGCAGUUAUAACAGCGGUGGAAAUUUUAACGGGGGUUACGGCAGUAAUGGACAGUCAAACUUCGGUGGUGGCGGUCAGCCUGGCGGCUAUGGAAACCAAGGUUAUCAGAACCAGCAGUUUGGUGCCAACCAAGGGGGCGUUCAGAAUGGCAUGAGCCACCCCCCACAGUUCCCCCCCUUUAACCCCCAACAGAUGCCACAGUCUAUGCCCUUUCCCAUGCCCCCUCCUGCAUUCCCACAGUAAACGCAGUUACAUUUCUCUUAAUCUUUAAUCGUUAUGUUUAUCACUUGUGUAACUUUAUUUUUACCAAGCAGGGUUCAAAAUGUACACGCACCACAAUAGAGUCCCAGAGUCUGCUGUGCAGGAUUUUUUCAUUUUCCCCUUUAGUUGUGUUUUUUCAGUAACUUAAUUAUUUUGUACUAUGUGGAGUUAACCACGAAGGAUCCAUACCUGUAAAAUGUCAAGGGCCGUUUAAGGCUAUUGCAUGGUCCUCAAAUAAAAUUAUUAAAAACAA
Molecule: messenger RNA, 2237 nt
Organism: Triplophysa rosa
Lineage: Eukaryota; Metazoa; Chordata; Actinopteri; Cypriniformes; Nemacheilidae
Gene: ddx5
Product: DEAD (Asp-Glu-Ala-Asp) box helicase 5
Exons: 13
Coding region: 122-1966 (614 amino acids)
Biological process (GO): alternative mRNA splicing, via spliceosome
Cellular component (GO): ribonucleoprotein complex; cytoplasm; nucleus
Molecular function (GO): RNA binding; RNA helicase activity; ATP binding
Source: RefSeq, a predicted model, not a curated record